This is a messenger RNA of Solanum stenotomum, 1081 nucleotides long. RefSeq lists its product as uncharacterized. The record is from RefSeq and is a predicted model, not a curated record. The transcript has a single exon. Bases 38 to 760 code for a protein of 240 amino acids. NCBI's taxonomy places the organism in Eukaryota, Viridiplantae, Streptophyta, Magnoliopsida, Solanales, Solanaceae.
UUCAUACCUCCACAAAACGGAAGUGGAGAGACGCUCGAUGGACCGAAACGGCGUCGUUAGCUUUCACCACCGGCGAUCGCCGUCCUCCGAUCGAUUUCUCGGCGUAUUCUCUCCACCGCAGAGUGAUAGUGCUAUCGGCGAUGCAGAUGUAUCCAUCGCUGACGAUGAGCUGAACGAAGAUGAAGUUUUCUGGACAGGAGACUUCACUGAACCUAGGCGCCACUCUACUUCUCCUUCUUCAAUCAGUAGUCGGAAAACUUUCCUUCAGCCGGAGAAAUUCGGUAUUCUCGCUGCAUUGCCUGAUGAUCACCGGAAACUUAACCGCCCCGUUGUUUAUCGGAAACCUUCGAUAACUUCCUCACCUACAAGUACAAAACUGUUUCAUUCACCGCCGAUUUCAUCAGCGAUGGUUUUUUCUCGAGCGUUUCCUACGAUUCCCAAGCCUCCAUUGGAUAGAGAACAUAGCUAUAACCGUAACCAUUCACAAACUAUGCCGGUGAGGAAGUUCCAACACUCAGUGCCAGUGAACGUGCCGAUGAUACCGAAGAAGGCACCGAGAAGUGACCUUGCUGACGUAGAAAUCGAUGAUGAUGACGGCGAUGAUGAGAUGCUUCCUCCGCAUGAGAUCGUAGCCAGAGGAUCAGCUAGAUCACUUAAAACCACGUUUUCGGUGCUUGAAGGCGUGGGAAGAACACUCAAAGGGAGAGAUCUUUGUCGAGUUCGCAAUGCUGUUUUCCGCCAAACAGGUUUUCUAGAUUGAAAUGAUAAGGAACAGUUCAGUUAAUUUUGAUACAUCUCUGUGAAUUAUACAUAUUGUUAAUCAAUCUGGACUGAGGUUUUCGUCCAAAAACAUUAUAGCUGGACUGAAGUGAAAUUUUCUAGCCAACUUUCAGUCAUGGAAUCCAUCAUUAGAUAACAUUAUACAAUGGAGAUAGUUCUAUAUGUUUUUUCAUCCGUUUCUUCAGUUUAUGGGUGUUUACCGUAUUAAUGGGAGUUGAAAAUAUUAUUCUAGGAAAUUUUGGUGUACAUUUGGCCAUGGAGAUCAAGAGAAUUUAAAUGGAAAAUAGUUUUGUUAGAUUUU